Chroicocephalus ridibundus (black-headed gull) is the source of this 4203-nucleotide messenger RNA. It is a transcript of the gene ERN2, whose product is annotated as endoplasmic reticulum to nucleus signaling 2. NCBI's taxonomy places the organism in Eukaryota, Metazoa, Chordata, Aves, Charadriiformes, Laridae. Gene Ontology annotation, biological process: IRE1-mediated unfolded protein response; mRNA processing; intrinsic apoptotic signaling pathway in response to endoplasmic reticulum stress. Gene Ontology annotation, molecular function: RNA endonuclease activity; ATP binding; protein serine/threonine kinase activity. The transcript is spliced from 21 exons. Gene Ontology annotation, cellular component: IRE1-TRAF2-ASK1 complex. The record is from RefSeq and is a predicted model, not a curated record. Bases 71 to 2971 code for a protein of 966 amino acids.
UGACUCACGGCGCGGCGAUAAGCGCGGCCCGGCCCGGCCCUGCCCGCCGCGGCCCCGGCAUGUCCGGGACAUGGGCGGCCCCGCCGCGCCGCUGCUGUGCCCGGGGCUCCUCCGGGGGCUGCUCCCGGCCCUGCCGCUGCUGCUGCUGCUGCUCCCGGCGCAGUGCCUCAAAGGCGGUGCUGUGACUGUCCCAGAAACACUGCUCUUCAUAUCCACUCUGGAUGGAAACCUCCAUGCAGUGAGUAAGAGCACAGGUGACAUCAAGUGGACCCUGAAGGAUGAUCCUAUUCUGCAGGUGCCGGUUUAUGUGGCAGAACCAGCGUUCCUUCCAGACCCCAAUGAUGGCAGCCUGUAUAUCCUGGGAGGAAAAAACAAAGAAGGCUUGAUGAAACUCCCGUUCACCAUCCCGGAGCUGGUCCAGUCCUCACCAUGCCGCAGUUCGGACGGCGUGCUCUACACCGGGAAGAAGCAGGACACCUGGUUCAUCGUGGACCCCAAGUCAGGGGAGAAGCAGACCACUCUCUCAACAGAGGCCUGGGAUGGUCUGUGCCCAUCAAGUCCCCUGCUCUACAUCGGCCGUACCCAGUACGUCAUCACCAUGUACGACACCAAGUCGCGGGAGCUGCGCUGGAACGCCACCUUCUCCGACUACUCGGCGCCGCUCUGCGAGGAGUCCUACCACUACAAAAUGGCACACUUCGCCUCGAGCGGGGACGGGCUGGUGGUGACGCUGGACAAGGAGAGUGGGGAGGUCCUGUGGGCGCAGAACUAUGGCUCGCCCGUGGUCGGCAUCUACGUGUGGCACCAGGACAGCCUCCGCCGCAUCCCCCACCUCAACCUGGCCAUGGAGACCCUGCGCUACCUGACCUUUCACUCGCAGGACAUCCACCUCCUCAAGUGGAGCUACCAGUCUGUGAAAGACUUCGCCGCCACCAAGACCCAGCUGCUGCCAGCGCUCUACGUGGGGAAGUAUGCGGCCAGCUUCUACGCCUUGACCUCCCUGGUCCAUGGCAGCGUGGCUCUGGUGCCGCAGGGCAUCACGCUGGCCAGGAUCGACGGCCCCACCACAGAUGAUGUGACCAUGAGAGAGUCGGGAGAGUGUGAGAUCACGCCCAGCACCGACGUCAAGUACCCUCAGGGCAGCAUCACCUCACUCCACAACCAGUGGCUCCUCAUAGGGCACCACGAGCUGCCUCCCGUGGUCCACACUACGAUGCUGCGAGCCUUCCCCGAGAACCUGAGGAAGACAACGGAAACCAUCAUCCCCAGGGCUCCUCGUGCCAGGACCGUGUUUGACGACUUUCUGGCCCCGAGCAGCCCGGAGGAGCCGGCUGUCCGCAGCGAGGGCCCAUUCCAGCCGGACCCCGCACCGAGGGAGCAGGCGGAGGUGUACCCCGAGACCGGCACCUGGGACCUGGUGAUGGCUGGCGUCGGCACGGCCCUGCUGGGUGGAGGAGUCCUGUUCCUCCUGCUCACGAAACUGCAGAAGCAGCAUGCAGUGCAGCAGCAGCAGCUGGAGAAGCAGAUUCAGCUCCUGCAGCAGCAGCAGGAGAUGCUGCUCCCAGGCCGCGUCUCCGGGGAGGGUGUUCCUGCAGAGCCUGGGGAGCCGGGGCUGAGACGGAGAAGUGCAUCUCAGCUCUCACAGAGCUCCAGCCCCUCGGCUCACCUGAAGGACUCGGCUAAUGGGAUGGUCAGCCCGGAUCUGGCUGUCCCAGCGGCCGCUGAAGAUGCAGAACCAGACGUGAUUGUAGUUGGGAAAGUUUCUUUUAAUCCCAAGGAUGUGCUGGGCCAUGGAGCUGGAGGAACCUUUGUCUUCAGGGGACAGUUUGAUGGCCGGAACGUGGCUGUGAAGCGCCUCCUGCCCGAGUGUUUCCAUCUCGUGGACCGCGAGGUCCAGCUGCUCCGGGAGUCGGACGAGCACCCCCACGUCGUCCGCUACUUCUGCACCGAGAAGGACAAGCAGUUCCACUACAUCGCCAUCGAGCUCUGCUCUGCCACGCUGCAGGAGUAUGUGGAAAGCCCCAGCUUCGAUCGUCGCAGCCUGGACCCGGUGUCUCUGCUGCGUCAGACCAUGUCCGGGCUGGCCCACCUCCACUCCCUCAGCAUCGUCCAUCGUGACCUGAAGCCCUGUAACAUCCUCAUCUCCGUCCCGAAUCGCCAUGGGCAGAUCCGAGCCGUCAUCUCUGAUUUUGGCCUCUGCAAGAAGCUUCAGGGGGGACGACAGAGCUUCAGCCUCCGCUCCGGCAUCCCUGGCACCGAGGGCUGGAUCGCGCCCGAGGUUCUGCAGGAGGCCCCGAAGGAGAACCCCACCUGCGCCGUGGACAUCUUCUCAGCCGGCUGCAUCUUCUACUACGUGGUGUCAGGAGGGCAGCACCCGUUUGGGGACAGCUUGCGGCGGCAGGCCAACAUCUUGUCGGGCUCUUACCAGCUGAGCUGCCUGCAGGAAGAAGUUCAUGACAAGCUUGUUGCGAGAGAGCUGAUUGUGGCAAUGAUCAACCCUGAGCCCCAGCACCGACCCUCAGCCUCCGUGGUCCUUGUGCACCCUUUUUUCUGGAGUCAGGAGAAGCAGCUGCAGUUCUUCCAGGACGUCAGCGACCGCAUCGAGAAGGAGCCUGCGGAGGGGCCCAUCGUCUCGGCCCUGGAGGCGGGGGGACGGUCGGUGGUGAGGACCAACUGGAGGAUGCACAUCUCCCUCCCGCUGCAGACAGACCUGAGGAAGUUCCGCACCUACAAGGGGGCCUCGGUGCGCGACCUCCUGCGGGCCAUGAGGAAUAAGGUAUGGCUGCCCCAGCUCCCCUGCGACCCCAAGACCCGUGCUUCCCGCUCACCUCUGCCUCUCUCCUGCAGAAGCAUCACUACCACGAGCUGCCGGCCGACGUCCGGGCGGCCCUGGGCUCCGUCCCCGACGGCUUUGUGCAGUACUUCACCUCCCGCUUCCCACGGCUGCUGCUACACACGCACGGGGCCAUGAGGGUCUGCGCCCACGAGCGGCUUUUCCACUCCUACUACUGCCAGGGACCAGAAGGUGACGGCAAGUGACAGGGACAUGCGCCGGGACGGCACUCACAGUGCCAGGCUGCUGCGGACGCUCCUCCCUGCCCUGCCCGUACCCGCAGCCCCAUCUUGCAGCAGCCCCAGGGCUCUCCAACAUCCUUCUUCCCCUCCCUGGGGCAAGCUGGGGGUCCCAGGACCGGCUGGUCGCCCAGUGUACACAUGGGUCACAGCAGCAAGGUGCGGAAGAAGUGAGCGUAGGGUGGCACUGGGCUCUCGCCUGGGGUCUCCUGAGCCCAGGAAGGACCCUCUGGCCACCCACCUUUGCAAACGCUCACAGGCUAAGUGGCCUGAAGGCGUCUGUGUCAGAGAACAAAGCCACCUCUGCAGCGGACAUGGUGUUUUAGAAGAAAGAAGCAAACACGUGUUGGGUUUUUGCGAGGGCAGCCGGCAGAGUGAUGCACUGGCAGCGAUGCAGCCGGGCUGGGGCCAGGUCCCAACAGGGCGUUCACCAGGGAUUGGUGCACUUUGUCCUCCCGUGCCACGUUCCUGGGAAAGCUGCUCUGAGCGUGUGUCGAACAUGGUCGUGACUGGGACUGGCACACCAGUCUUGACACUGGAGAUGAUCCUUCAGCCCUGCCAAGGCACAGCAGGUCAGCUUUCAGCAGCCACCCCAGGUCUCAGACCUGCUAUUGGCAUCAGGGCUGCUGAGGGCAAGGUGCCGCCAGCCCCAGAGGGAGGCAUGGGGCCUCCAGCACAAUCCCAAGAAUGAAGUUUUUGAUCUCAGCUGGGCUGAGAAAAAGGUUUUUUUCUCCCUCUUGGUCACCAGCAGCCUGUUAUGCCAGGCCACGACGCCCUGCGUCAGUCAGAGCAGCUGUUCAGGAGCAGUUAUCUUGGGACACAAAGGCAGGGAAACCCCUUCUCCCUAGGGAUCCUUUCACACGUGAGUGCCUGCAGCUCCCACAGCCUCCUGCUGCCCCAGGACGGGUUUCCCAGAGGUGUUCUACUUUAUAGCAUCCCCAUGGGCAUGUAUUUCAUAUGAGCCAGCCUCCAAGUAGAGCACCCACUGAAGCCACGGGCAACCUGGGAGCCCCUCAGCAAGGUUUCCUCUCUUGGAACAGCAAUAAUUUUGUACAGACUGAUUCCUCUGCGUGUUGGGGUAUGGGAUUUUGUUACACAGGUAACAAGGGGUUUGGACCUGGUUAGUUUUUA